AUGAAUGAUGCUAUGGCUGUCCUCCCUAAGCUCUCCACUGGUUUGGAUGUAAAUGUCCGUUUCACAGGUGUUGGAGACUUUGAGUACACGCCGGAGUGUAUUGUGUUCGACCUGUUGGAUGUACCCCUGUAUCACGGCUGGCUCGUUGACCCCCAGAGCUAUGAAGUGAUACAUGCAAUCGGGAGAUGCAGCUAUAACCAGCUCGUGGAAAAGAUCAUCUCUUCGAAACACUCCACAGACAGCGGGCUGGUCAGUGAAGGCCUCGUAGCCGAGCAGUUCCUGGACGCCACGGCCACCCAGCUGACCUAUCACGGCCUCUGCGAACUGACAGCCGCGGCCAAGGAGGACGAGCUCUGCGUCUUCUUCAGAAACAAUCACUUCAGCACAAUGAUUAAACAUAAGGGCCACCUGUACCUGCUGGUGACUGACCAGGGCUUCCUGUCCGAGCAGAAGGUGGUGUGGGAGAGCCUGCACAACGUGGAGGGAGACGGCAACUUCUGCGACUCUGAAUUCUGCCUCAGCCACCCCUCGGGCAGACAGCUGUCUUACACCGGCGCCCGGGCCCCGCAGGAGCAGAUCGACCAGGAUUAUAUGGUAGCUCUGUCACUGCAGCAGCAGCAACAGGCCCCGGGAGACAUCAGUGACGUGGAGCUUGCUAAGAGACUGCAGGAGGAGGAGGACCAGCAAGCGCUGCAGUACCUUCAGCAACAGGAACAUGACGCUCAGCUGCAGGCACCCCCAGGGCGCCCGGCAGCGGGCGCUGGACGGCCGGGCGUGGGCGCUGGACGGCAGGCAGCGGGCGAGCGGAGGCCGCAGCGGGAGGAGAAGACGGGCAAGGACUGCGCCAUCCUGUGAGCCGCCAUCUAUCUCGCUGGGGCGGCAGUGGCUCGGUGGGGGGGGUUUGGUAUCGUCUCUCUCGGCCUGCGGGCUGCUCCUCCGCUAGACCCUACUCCGCUGGCCAGACACCUCCCCCUCCCCCUCAACCCGCAGCGACGCAACACUACAAGCACCCCCUUCCCCCGACCCUGCCCUGCCACCGCCUCCCCACCACAAGUUGAAGAAGAGGUUGUUUUGUUUUGAGUGUGUGCCCGUCCCCCCUCUCACUGGGACGUCGGACAUGAUAUUUGCCAACUUUAAGCUCGGCCUAUCCCUGCUCUACCCCCGUCACCUUAAAAACAACCCCCCACCUUCUCUCCAAGUCCUGUGCCCCUCCCCCACUCGCUCCCCUCACCCUCGCCCCCUUCGACCCCUCGCCCCACUUCGACCCUUCGCCCCCUCACUCCCUCGCGCCCCCCCCCACUUCAACCCCUCAUUCUCUCGUCCCCUCGUUCACGUGCCCCGGAGAUUAACCGUCCGUUCCGGCACCAUCCAGGAUCGUCGGCGUUUCUCCCUUCCCCGUGAAGUUUAGGUGGUCCGUUUUCCGCUUCGGUCACCGCCCGGCACAUUCCAAAAUGGCCGCCUCCUCCCCUCUGUUGGCGUCUCUGGUGUGAGGAUGAGGUGCAGAUCGUUCAUUCGGAGAGCGAGGGGGGCGUUGGGGGAGGUGGGGGGGGGGGGGGGGGGGGGGGGAGUUAAAUGAGGCUAAUCUCACACCUCUCACCCCCACCCCGCCCCGCAUUCGUGCCAAAGCGAGAGGUGAAACAAUUGGGUGCCUUUGGCGAGGGAGCAGCGGCCUGAGAGGGGCCUUGUUGGGGGGGUGGGGUUCAGGGGUCACGGGUUCCGACUCUCCCCACCGCCCCAACUACCGUGCAGCAGCAAGCGCGCAGCCACCAGGCCCGGGAGGGGAAUUGGCGAGACCUACAACCCGCUUCCGAUGCGGAGACGGAAUGAUCCGGAAGGUCCGGGGCUCCUGUCCCCCUGCGCAGGACCCCGCUACAGAUCUUCAGCCGAGAGGGGAGUGGGAAUCUGGAACUCUUCUCUCCCCUGAAAAGGUCGGGGGUGAGGGUGGGGGGGUUUGUUGGGGGAGGGGGCUCACUUGGAAAUUGCCUGAGAGAUGGAUGGAGUUUUGUUGGGCCGGGGGCGGGUUGAGGGUUACUGAACCAAGGCGGUUAGAUGGCGUUAAAAUACUGGUCAGCUCUGAUUUGGUUUGAAUAGAGGGGCUGAAUGGCCUCCUCCUGUCCCUAUGUAACAGGCCCAAGAGGAGCUGAAUGGCCUCCUCCUGCUCCUAUGUAACAGGCCCAAGAGGGGCUGAAUGGCCAUCUCCUUUCCCUAUGUAACAGACCUGGGAGGGGCUGAAUGGCCUCUCCCUGUUCCCAUGUAACCAGCCCGCCAUAGGUUUAAGGGUCUCUUCCUUUGCUGCUGUAACAGGCCCUGGAGGGGCUGAAUGGCCUCCUCCUGUCCCUGUGUAACAGGCCCGAUUAGGGGCUGAAUGGCCUUCUCUGUUCCCCCACCCGCCCUCUCUCAGGGGUCGGUGAUGAUUUCUGUUGGUUAAAGUGCACAGGAGAUGCUGUACGUGGCUGGCCGGUCUACCCUCAAGAUAUUGUCUCAAAGCAGAGAUUCCUCGCCUGUCCACCCUUACAGCCCACCGUCCAACUCUCCCUUUCCCCCUCGCUCGCUCUGUCCGCCAGACUGCUCAUACUGCACAGGUUUCCCAACUAGAAUUGCCUUUUGGAACCACGCGAGUGUUCACUUUAUGUUUGCCUAAAGAUCCUGGGUUUGGUUUUGCCAGAUAAUGUGUAUGUGUAUAUAACUACAAUAAACCUGCUGGGUCUAAUCGA
Messenger RNA from Carcharodon carcharias (great white shark), 2714 nucleotides. It is a transcript of the gene mindy1, whose product is annotated as MINDY lysine 48 deubiquitinase 1. Gene Ontology annotation, biological process: protein K48-linked deubiquitination. Bases 1 to 855 code for a protein of 284 amino acids. The transcript has 6 exons. Lineage: Eukaryota; Metazoa; Chordata; Chondrichthyes; Lamniformes; Lamnidae. Gene Ontology annotation, molecular function: cysteine-type carboxypeptidase activity; K48-linked deubiquitinase activity; cysteine-type deubiquitinase activity. Gene Ontology annotation, cellular component: cytosol; cell periphery. The record is from RefSeq and is a predicted model, not a curated record.